Ixodes scapularis (black-legged tick) is the source of this 852-nucleotide messenger RNA. Its product is annotated as hydroxyacid oxidase 1. Gene Ontology annotation, molecular function: FMN binding; oxidoreductase activity. The transcript has 6 exons. Bases 1 to 852 code for a protein of 283 amino acids. The record is from RefSeq and is a predicted model, not a curated record. NCBI's taxonomy places the organism in Eukaryota, Metazoa, Arthropoda, Arachnida, Ixodida, Ixodidae.
AUGUCUUAUUUUACUGCUUUAGGGAGCCAGGCUGAGAGAUCCUUGAUGAUACUGAGCACCCACAGCAGCACCAGCAUCGAAGAUGUGAAGCAGGCAGCACCAGAGGGCAUUUGCUGGUUCCAGGUGCAGAUCUUCAGAAACCGAGACCUUACAAGGAACCUCGUUAGCCGCGCCGAAGGGGCCGGCUGCCGAGCGAUCGUGCUCACCGCGGACAUGACAGUGACUGGAAAUCAUGUCGCCAGACGGAAGAAGGGUUGCAGCAUGCCGAAAGAAAUCAGGUUUGCCAACUUUGAAGGAAUCUUGGAAGACGGAUACACCGUACCCAACUCGCCGCUCAUCAGAAAGCAAGGACUGGUCGACCCUUCGCAGACCUGGGAUGACGUCAGUUGGUUGAGGAGCAUCACCAAGUUACCCGUGAUCCUCAAGGGAAUCACCACCGCCGAUGAUGCGGAGAAAGCCAUCAGCCACGGAGUUUCAGCGAUAAUUGUCUCAAACCACGGUGGCUGGCUGCUGGACGGAGUUGCAGCAACGAUUGAAAUCCUCCCUGAGAUCGUGAGUGCAGUCCGUGGCCGUGUCGAGGUGUACCUGGACGGCGGAGUCCGUCGUGGCACCGACGUGGUCAAGGCACUGGCACUCGGCGCCAAGGCCGUGUUCGUCGGACGUCCCGCCGUCUGGGGGCUGGCGUACAACGGUGAAGCCGGUGUGAGGAAGAUGCUCGCGAUACUGAGAGAGGAGGUGGAUCGAUCGCUGGCACUCAUGGGUUGCUCGUCCGUCGACCAACUGUGUCCUGAGAUGGUGGUGCACCACGACCACUUAUACAGGCCGACAAGCUUUGAGAGGUACUGCCAGUGA